This is a messenger RNA of Neohortaea acidophila, 1161 nucleotides long. RefSeq names its product tryptophan synthase beta subunit-like PLP-dependent enzyme. Bases 1 to 1161 code for a protein of 386 amino acids. Gene Ontology annotation, molecular function: cysteine synthase activity. The record is from RefSeq and is a predicted model, not a curated record. Gene Ontology annotation, cellular component: cytoplasm. The transcript is spliced from 2 exons. Lineage: Eukaryota; Fungi; Ascomycota; Dothideomycetes; Mycosphaerellales; Teratosphaeriaceae.
AUGUUUGCUCGCGGCGCGCUACGUCUGAUAGCGCGGCCAGCUUCUUGCCCUCUCCCCAUCCGUUACGCCUCGACUUUCUCCGCCUCGGCCACCGAAGCCAUGAAUCCUCACGGCAUUGAGAUCUCCAAAGCCCAGCGAGUGGCCAAGGACGGAUUUGUGUCGGCCAUUGGAAACACCCCCCUGAUCAAGCUCAAGAAGCUCUCGGAAGAGACGGGAUGCGAAGUACUCGGGAAGGCAGAAUUUCAGAACCCUGGAGGCAGCGUAAAGGACAGAGCAGCACUGUAUGUCGUCAAGGAUGCCGAAGAGCGCGGUCUGCUGCGUCCCGGCGGGACGGUGGUCGAGGGCACAGCUGGCAAUACAGGCAUUGGCCUCGCCCACGUUUGCCGAUCGAAAGGGUACAACUUGGUGAUAUACAUGCCCAACACGCAAUCCCAAGGGAAGAUUGACCUUCUCCGGCUACUUGGCGCCACCGUCUACCCAGUCCCCGCCGUUCCUUUCGAAGACCCUCAAAACUACAACCACCAAGCCAAACGACACGCCGAACAGCUCGAGAACGCGGUGUGGACGAAUCAGUUCGACAACACGGCAAAUCGACAGGCACAUAUCGAGACAACCGGCCCGGAAAUAUGGGCGCAGACCGAAGGCAAAAUCGAUGGCUUCACUUGCGCCUCGGGCACGGCGGGCACAAUCGCGGGAGUGACAAGAUACCUCAAGACCGUGAGCAACGGAAAGGUGCAAUGCUACGUGGCCGACCCGCCUGGGAGCACCAUCUACACCUACGUCUCGAGCGGGGGGAAGCAGAUUGCGCGGUCAGGCUCGUCCAUCACCGAGGGGAUUGGACAGGGUCGGAUCACGGACAAUCUCAAGCCGGACGUCGACUUGUUGGACGGCGCACUCUUCAUUGCCGACGAGAAGAGCAUAGAGAUGGUGUACCGCUGCUUGGAUGAAGAGGGGCUUUACCUUGGGGCCAGCAGCUGUUUGAAUGUGGUUGCGGCGAAGGAGUUGGCCGAAAAGCUGGGGCCGGGGCAUACGGUGGUGACCAUUCUCUGCGACGGAGCGUACAGAUAUGCCGACAGGCUAUUCUCGCGCAAAUGGUUGGAAAGCAAGGACCUGUUGAAGGCGAUCCCGGAGCACUUGACCAAGUAUAUCGUGCUGCCUUAG